Molecule: messenger RNA, 1666 nt
Organism: Arachis ipaensis
Lineage: Eukaryota; Viridiplantae; Streptophyta; Magnoliopsida; Fabales; Fabaceae
Product: selenocysteine methyltransferase
Biological process (GO): S-methylmethionine cycle
Molecular function (GO): S-adenosylmethionine-homocysteine S-methyltransferase activity; zinc ion binding
Source: RefSeq, a predicted model, not a curated record
AAUGACUAAUGAUCAUCAUUUUCCAACUUCAAAUAGAAAAGAUGCUUAAAGCCUCUUCAAAUCUUCAGCUUUCGUUUUCUUUGAUUUUGACUUAAGUAUCUAUCUAUCUCGAUACCUGUAUCUGACAACGAGUGUCAUCAUUGCAUUUCUAAAUUAAUGUCUUCGUCGUUGAUGAAGGAUUUUCUCCGCACCACCGGUGGUACGGCAGUCAUCGACGGCGGACUUGCGACGGAGCUGGAGCGUAAGGGCGCCGACCUCAACGAUCCUCUUUGGAGCGCCAAAUGCCUCCUUUCCUCCCCUCACCUCAUUCGCGAGGUGCACCUUGAUUACCUGGAAAAUGGUGCAGAUAUUAUAAUCACAGCAUCUUAUCAGGCCACUAUUCAAGGCUUUAAAGCAAAAGGCCUUUCUGACAAAGAAAGUGAAGACUUGAUCAGAAAAAGUGUUGAAAUUGCUCGGGAGGCCAGAGAUGUGUACUAUGAAAGAUGUGCUGCAUGCUCUUCAGGUAUCGAUGCUGAUGGUAGAAUCUUCAAGAAACGCCCUAUUCUAAUCGCAGGUUCAGUGGGGAGCUAUGGAGCUUAUUUGGCUGAUGGGUCAGAGUACAGUGGGGAUUAUGGUGAUGCUAUAACCUUGAAAUGUCUCAAAGAUUUUCAUCGGAGAAGAGUUCAAAUUUUAGCAGAUUCUGGUGCUGAUCUCCUCGCAUUUGAAACAGUGCCAAAUAAGCUUGAAGCUAAGGCUUAUUCAGAGCUUCUAAAAGAAGAGGACAUAAGUAUUCCAGCAUGGUUUUGUUUUAACUCCAAGGAUGGAAUUAAUGUUGUUAGUGGUGAUUCUUUGGAGGAGUGCAUUUCUAUUGCUGAAUCAUGCAGCAAGGUUGUUGCUGUUGGGAUCAACUGUACCCCGCCCAGAUUUAUACAAGACCUGAUAGUAUCUGUUAAGCAGGUAGAACCUCAUGUUCUCACUUUUUCGACUGACUAUGAUGUGGGCUGGUUCGGUCGAUGCCUGAUGGACGUAAACUUUUCUUAUUUUAAGUGUGACUACAAAACCAAUUGUUAUAUAUCCAAACAGCGGGGAAACUUACGAUGGUAUCCAAAAGCAGUGGGUGAAAAAUACAGGGGUUACAGAUGAAGAUUUUGUCUCAUAUGUGAACAACUGGAUUGAGUCAGGGGCUUCCCUUGUGGGUGGUUGUUGCAGAACAACCCCGGCUACUAUCAAAGGGAUAUACACCACACUCUCAGUUAGUCGAUCAGUGAAUCUUGCAGAGGACUCAGAAGCAUCUGAUCAGAAAAUCUUGCAAGAGAAUGUCCGCUGAGGAGGCCAAUGUGCAAACCAAUCUGAUUUUCAUGUCAACAGUUAGUGAAAUGGGAAAAUGAGACACCACAUAUGGCUUGGUUAAUUAGUGAGAUUCCAUCAUGGUCAUGAAGCUUGGAUCAUAUACUUUUUUAGGAGGUAGCAACCCAACAGUGGCUGUUUCUCAAGAUUUUGUUAAAGAUAAUGGAUUUUUUAAAUUUCUUUCUAGAAAUACUAUGAUUUUGUAAAAUGGAAAAAUGGCUAGUAAUUAACAUGAGGUGCAAGUAGGUUGGAGAAUUAUGUACUGAUUAUAGUAUUUUGAGAACUAUCUCCCAAUGAAGUUAAAAAUGGUUGCCUAUGUAGUGUUUUAUUUUAUUAUUUU